Molecule: messenger RNA, 8493 nt
Organism: Brienomyrus brachyistius
Lineage: Eukaryota; Metazoa; Chordata; Actinopteri; Osteoglossiformes; Mormyridae
Product: collagen alpha-1(V) chain-like
Exons: 66
Coding region: 252-6272 (2006 amino acids)
Molecular function (GO): extracellular matrix structural constituent
Source: RefSeq, a predicted model, not a curated record
GAGCCUCCAGUUGCGGAGACGGGGAAGGGACAUCACUUAUGAUCACAGCCAGAAGAAGAGAGGGCGAGUGCAGAAAAGGGUGUCCCAUCCAUGAACUGACGCAGUAACGGAAUCCAGGCUGCAAACUUAUGGCUGCAUCCAAAUAAUAUUUCCCCCCGUUUUUGGAUUUUGGUUGCGAAUUCUUUCAUCAUCUGAAGUUGUCUCCUUACUUUAAGUAUACGUUAUCACCGCCGGGGACAUUAUCGGUGGUCAUGGAUACCCAUAUAAGAUGGAAAAUAAAACGGUGGAAAGACCUAUAUGUAAUUUUAUUAAUAGCCAUUCUUUCUGUAACUUUGCAAGUCAGCUCAGCGGAACCGGCAGAUCUCUUGAAGAUAUUAGACUUUCACAGUUUACCAGAAGGCGUAACAAAAGUGACAGGUUUCUGCACGCACAGGAAGUCCUCCAAAGGACCAGAUGUGGCUUAUAGAGUAUCCAAAGAGGCUCAGCUUAGUGCACCCACCAAGCAGCUUUACCCUGCGGCUGCAUUUCCUGAAGACUUUUCAAUCUUGAUGACGGUGAAGCCAAAGAAGAACAGCCAGGCAUUCCUCCUGUCCGUCUACAAUUCGCAGGGCAUCCAGCAGCUUGGAAUGGAGGUGGGCCGCUCGCCCGUCUUCCUGUAUGAAGACCACAUGGGCAAACCUGGGCCAGAGGACUACCCCCUAUUCCAAGGAGUCAACCUGGCCGACGGAAAGUGGCACCGAGUGGCGAUUAGUGUACACAGGCAAACCAUCACUAUGGUUUUGGACUGUAAGAAGAAGAUAACCAAGACCCUGAGCAGAAGUCCUCACCCGAUCAUCGACACCAAAGGCAUUGUCGUUUUUGGAACCAGGAUACUCGAUGAAGAAGUGUUUGAGGGAGAUAUCCAGCAGUUGAUGAUCGCUGCUGACCACCGGGUGGCCUAUGACUAUUGUGAGCACUACAGCCCUGACUGCGAGGUGCCGGUUCCUGAAUCCACCCAGAACCAGGACCCGGAUCCAUAUGACUAUCCUCUUGGGGAAGACAACUAUGACUAUGGGUACUCUUACUAUGACACCGAUCAAGACCAGGUGAUGUCUACGGCGAGGACGGAGACGGUGGAGGACAUCACCACGAAAGUCUAUCCCACAGACAGUUACGACGGGGCUGCAUAUAAUUAUGAGACCUAUGAGGAAACUGAUUUGGUCCCUGGAUCCCAUGCACAUGUGGUCAGUGGCGGGCCGGGCACCGAGACACGGACAGACGUCGACCUGGGGCUGGGAUUCAGAAGAGAGGUCGAUCUGAGUCCUGUGCCAAGCCUGGACAAAAUUGAAACAGUUGUCACACAUAACAUGACCGAGGUUGUAAAUUAUGAGGACCAUGACACUGAGGAAUAUGGCACUCUGGAUUACGGAUAUCAGUACGGCUCAGAGGAAUACACUGAUGGGCACACCGGUAUGGAUCACAGCUCCACAGGCACUGGGAGCAGCUCAUCCAGCUCCGCGGGGGGGUCGGCUGGUACAGCGGGUGGAUCCACGGUCGUGUCCAGCGGGUCCACGGUUGUGUCCAGCGGGUCCACGGUCGUGUCCAGCGGGUCCACGGUCGUUUCUAGCGGAUCUGCAAGUGGUGUGGGUGUAUCGACUGGAGCAGGAUCAGGAGCUGGAACAGGAGCAGGAGCUGGAGCAGGAGGAUCCCAAAUAGGUGGCGGGGCAGCUGGUGCAGCGGGCGGAGCAGCUGGAACUGGAGGCAGCUCUGCUGGUGCAGCGGGCGGAGCAGCUGGAACGGGAGGCAGCUCUGCUGGUGCAGCGGGCGGAGCAGCUGGAACUGGAGGCAGCUCUGCUGGUGCAGCGGGCGGCGCAGCUGGAACUGGAGGCAGCUCUGCUGGUGCAGCGGGCGGCGCAGCUGGAACUGGAGGCAGCUCUGCUGGUGCAGCGGGUGGUCAGGGUGGCACUGAAGAGACAGAGUACACGUACAACGUAGAUAAUUUCAAGGAGGAGGACUACAGCUAUUACGGGCAUUACACGGAUGCUGACACUGACACGGAGAAGCAGCUGCCUGCAGAAAAGGAUGAGUUCUAUGAAGUGGUCGACGGCGCCAGGGGCGAGAAGGGGCAGAAAGGAGAGCCAGCCAUCAUUGAGCCCGGAAUGCUGCUCGAAGGCCCAGCUGGUCCCGAAGGCCCCACUGGUUUGCCUGGCCACCCAGGACUACCUGGCCCCCCUGGCCCUGCCGGAGACUCCGGAGAGAGGGGCCCCCUCGGCCGCCCAGGGAUUCCUGGAGCUGAUGGCCUGCCAGGACCCCCAGGGACUGUCCUGAUGCUGCCUUUCCGCUUCAGCGCUGGCGGGGACGCUGGUCAGAAGGGACCUGCCAUGUCAGCACAGGAAUCUCAGAUGCAAGCCAUUAUGCAGCAGGCCAGGCUGGCUAUGCGGGGUCCUACCGGCCCAAUGGGUCUGACUGGAAGACCAGGACCUCUGGGUCCCCCCGGCGUUAACGGUCAUAAAGGAGACCCUGGUGAUUCCGGCCCGCAGGGACAUCGUGGCCCACAUGGGUCUAUGGGCCCCACAGGGAAGCCAGGCCGGCGGGGACGUUCUGGAGCGGAUGGAGCCAGGGGCAUGCCCGGACAAACAGGACCAAAGGGUGAGAGAGGCUUUGACGGAUUGGCUGGACUUCCUGGGGAAAAGGGACACAGAGGUGAUUCAGGACCAUCGGGGCCUCCUGGUCCAUCAGGAGAAGACGGUGAGAGGGGCGACGAUGGAGAGAUCGGACUCAGGGGGCUGCCCGGUGAACCAGGACCCCGUGGAUUGCUGGGCCCAAAAGGACCCCAGGGAGCUCCUGGUUCUACUGGUGUGACUGGAAUGGACGGCCAACCCGGACCCAAAGGGGGCAUGGGGCCACAAGGUGAACCUGGUCCCCCAGGACAGCAGGGAAAUCCAGGAGCUCAGGGUCUUCCAGGACCUCAAGGACCCAUUGGAGCUCCUGGAGAUAAGGGUCCCACUGGCAAGUCGGGCCUACCGGGAGUUCCAGGAGCGGACGGCCCUCCAGGUCAUCCAGGAAAGGAAGGACCAAAUGGCGAAAAGGGAAACAUGGGUCCCAAUGGUGCACAAGGUCCGAUUGGCUAUCCCGGACCCAGAGGUGUAAAGGGAGCUGAUGGUGUUCGUGGAUUAAAGGGAACUAAAGGAGAAAAGGGAGAAGAAGGAUUCCCUGGAUUUAAAGGAGAUAUGGGCAUCAAGGGUGACCGAGGGGAGAUAGGAGCUGCUGGACCUAGAGGCGAGGAUGGUCCAGAGGGUCCUAAAGGGCGUUCUGGUCUUCCUGGGGAUGCUGGCCCCAUCGGCCUGUCUGGGGAGAAGGGAAAGCUUGGCAUUCCAGGAUUGCCAGGUUACCAGGGGAGACAAGGUUCAAAGGGCUCUCAAGGAUUUCAAGGAUUUGCAGGAGCCAAUGGAGAAAAGGGAACACGGGGAACAGCUGGAAAGCCAGGCCCCCGUGGCCAGAGGGGGCCAACUGGUCCACGUGGAGAAAGGGGCCCAAGGGGCCCAACUGGAAAACCUGGACCAAAGGGAACCUCAGGAACCGACGGGCCUCCUGGCCCCCCAGGUGAAAGGGGUCUGCCAGGACCUCAAGGUCCAACAGGAUUUCCAGGACCAAAGGGUCCCCCGGGGCCAGCUGGAAAAGAUGGACUGCCAGGACAUCCUGGACAGAGAGGCGAAACAGGUUUCCAAGGCAAGACGGGGCCUCCAGGACCUCCAGGUGUUGUGGGACCACAGGGCCCCACAGGUGAGACUGGGCCAAUGGGGGAGCGAGGACACCCAGGACCACCUGGACCCCCAGGAGAACAAGGCCUUCCAGGAGCUGGUGGAAAAGAGGGAGCCAAGGGUGACCCAGGUCCUGCUGGCCCAGCAGGGAAAGACGGCCCCCCAGGUUUGAGAGGUUUCCCUGGAGAACGAGGCCUACCCGGGCCCACGGGAUCUCCUGGUUUGAAAGGGAACGAGGGCCCCAACGGACCACCGGGACCAGCCGGCUCCCCUGGAGAAAGAGGGCCUGCUGGUGCAGCCGGACCCACUGGCCUUCCAGGACGUCCAGGACCUCAAGGUCCCCCAGGUCCAGCUGGAGAGAAGGGUACCCCGGGUGAGAAGGGUCCUCAAGGACCAGCUGGAAGAGAUGGGAUUCAAGGACCGGUUGGACUUCCAGGUCCUGCAGGCCCCCUGGGGCCUCCUGGAGAGGAUGGCGAUAAGGGUGAGGUUGGUGAGCCAGGACAGAAGGGCAGCAAAGGCGAUAAAGGGGAACACGGUCCUCCUGGUCCCACCGGUCCACAAGGUCCAAUUGGACAACCUGGUCCUGCUGGAGCUGAUGGGGAGCCUGGACCCAGAGGACAGCAGGGACUCUUUGGGCAAAAAGGCGAUGAAGGACCCAGAGGGUUCAACGGACCUCCUGGGCCAAUCGGCCUCCAGGGACGUCCUGGUUCUACUGGUGAAAAGGGUGAAACCGGAGACGUUGGCCAGAUGGGUCCCCCCGGCCCCCCUGGCCCCAGAGGCCCCCAUGGACCCCCCGGCGCAGACGGCUCCCAGGGGCCACCUGGUGGCAUUGGCAACCCCGGCGCCGUGGGAGAAAAGGGUGAAUCUGGUGAAACUGGAGAACCAGGACUUCCAGGAGAUCUCGGUGGACCAGGUCCCAGAGGUGAACGAGGUGAAAAGGGCGAAUCUGGCCCUCCUGGUGCUGCUGGGCCCCCUGGUCCCAAAGGUCCUCCUGGAGAUGACGGUCCCAAGGGCAGCCCGGGUCCAAGUGGUAUUCCUGGGGAUCCAGGUCCCCCCGGGGAGCCCGGCCAGGCUGGUCUGGAUGGUCCACCUGGUGACAAGGGAGAUGAUGGGGAAGCUGGUCAACCUGGAUCUCCUGGGCCCACUGGAGAGCCUGGUCCUUCUGGCCCACCUGGGAAGAGAGGUCCACCGGGUCCUAUUGGACCUGAAGGAAGACAGGGCGAAAGGGGAGCUAAGGGUGAGUCUGGUCUGGAAGGUCCUCCAGGGAAGACGGGCCCAGUCGGGCCUCAAGGAGCACCUGGCAAGCCCGGCUCAGAAGGUCUUAGGGGAAUCCCUGGCCCAGUUGGUGAACAGGGCCUCCCGGGUUCCCCUGGCCCAGAUGGACCCCCUGGACCAAUGGGUCCACCUGGAUUACCUGGCCUGAAGGGUGACACUGGUGUUAAGGGAGAAAAGGGACACCCUGGGCUGAUAGGGCUGAUUGGACCUCCUGGAGAACAGGGAGAAAAGGGUGACAGAGGGCAUCCGGGACCACAAGGAUCAUCUGGUCCCAAAGGCGACAAUGGUAUUGCGGGCCCCGCCGGUCCCAUCGGCCCCCCUGGACCCCCAGGGAUACCAGGUCCUCCUGGUCCGAAAGGUGCUAAGGGCUCGUCUGGUCAAACUGGUCCAAAGGGUGAGACAGGUGUCCCAGGACCCCCAGGCCUUCCAGGUCCCCCUGGUGAUGUCAUCCACCCGCUGCCAAUCCACUCUAGCCCCAAGAGGAGCAGGAGGAACAUUGAUGCCAGCCAGCUCAUGGAUGACCCGGACUCCGAUGCCAAUUACAAGGACUAUGACGAUGGCAUGGAGGAGAUCUUCGGCUCACUGAAUUCUCUAAAGCUGGAGAUCGAGCAGAUGAAACACCCACUGGGCACUCAGAACAACCCUGCCCGAACCUGCAAGGAUUUGCACUUGUGUCACCCUGAUUUCUCUGAUGGUGAAUACUGGAUUGACCCCAAUCAAGGAUGCUCACGGGAUUCCUUUAAGGUGUAUUGUAACUUCACUGCUGGGGGAGAGAGCUGCAUCUACCCAGACAAGAAGUCUGAAGGAACAAGACUCACUUCAUGGCCAAAGGAGAAUCCAGGCACCUGGUUCAGUGAAUUCAAACGCGGUAAACUGCUCUCCUACGUGGACUCCGAGGGCAGCCCCGUUGGCGUGGUCCAGAUGACCUUCCUGCGGCUCCUCAGUGCCUCGGUCCGGCAGAACCUCACGUACAGCUGCUACCAGUCGGUGGCCUGGCAUGACUCAGAGCAGGACAGCUACGACAAGGCUGUCCGCUUCCUGGGCUCCAACGACGAGGAGAUGUCACACGACAACAACCCGUACAUCCGCGCUCUGCUGGACGGCUGUGCGCUGAAGAAGGGCUAUGAGAAAACAGUUCUUGAGAUCGACACGCCCAAGGUAGAGCAGUUGCCGUACGUCGACAUCAUGUUCAAUGAUUUCGGUGAAGCCGCACAGAAAUUUGGAUUUGAAGUGGGACCAGUUUGCUUCCUGGGCUGAGACGGUGUUUCCAGAAACACUGCAGCAAGGUACUGACUUUCUGAACGCAGCAAAAAAAAAAGGAAGAAAAAAACAAGUAAAACCGCAGUUCACACCAUUCUUUCUCCAAAAUGUAAAGAUUCAGAACAAGGGAAAUAAGAUUUAAACGUAAAGAGCAACCUCGUAACCUCAGUGUAGCUUUGUCAUCAUAUGCAGGUUUUGAAAACACGGAUGAGUCACUCCCUUUUCUGUCACCCUGCCCCUCGUCCAUACCCCCCCACACCCCCCGCUUCCCUAAACCAUAAAACUUUCCCAGUUUCCCAGUGCCGAUCCCAGCACACCUCUGAGUAGCUCCAAUUAUAUUCUUCACGUUUCCCUGAAGCACCCUAUCAGAAACCUUACACCUGUGGGAAGGCGGGACUUGCUAUGGCCAGCUCCAAUGGCCAUUGAGCGUGCUUUCUCCUUUCCUUUCUUUAAACCUUGAAGCUUUAUUUUGUGCGUAUUGUUUACCCAUUCCUCCGAAUGGUGCUUAUACAUAUAUAAAUAUAAAUAUAUAUUUUUGUGCGUGUGUUUGUGUGUGUGUGUGCAUUUGUAUAUGUGUAUGUGUGUGUGCAUUUGUAAGUUUUGUAUAUUUUUUCCUUGUUAAUGUUUAAUAAUUAUGGCUUCAAAACAUGCAUGUGACCUUUAUAUGGUAAGGAUGGAGAUAAUUGUUGAACAAAAGACCAACUCGGACAGGGGAGCAUUUGGAAGUGGAAGAAACCAGCACUGACAUCUUGAUGCAGGAGUGAAGCACAUCUUUUUGUAAUUUAAAUUAUAAUAAAGGUUGGAAUUGAACACAGUGCUAUCACCUGAGUGUUGACUUACAAGCAGAAUGGUUACCAUGACAGCCCUCUUUGUCUCCGCUGCUCUGUUGUAAAAUGCCUAUUGCAGACUUUGGUAGAGCUGUGUACUUUUCAGGUUAGGCUUAAGGUAAGGUUAUUUUUUUCCUGUUUGACUCCUUAAACAUACACAACAAUACUGGUAAUGAUAAAUGGGAGAAAAAUCGCAUUAUUACAAUAAACAAUACCAUAGGUGCUAUUUUAUUGCCAUUUCUGGUGCUGUGUAUUUUAUAAUUGUGUACAUACAGGACAACACUGAUGAUGUCUACCAUUAAUCUCCCAGUUAAUAACUUGUGGUUUCCUCAGUAAAAAUAAUUUUUCUGUUUGAGGUUGCUUUUCUGUGCAUACCCUCACGUUGCUGUGCAGAACCAGAAUGAUUCCUGUCUUUUUAUCAUAUAUGAGAACCCCCCAAAAUGAUGAUAAAUCUGUAAUAACGGGGAUAUUUCAUUGUAAUAAUUACAGAUUGAUUGUAGAAUGUGCUUCACAUUGGGGGAAUUACUAGGAUUGGUUAUAUUGGUUGAUGGUCUUUGGGGAUUUCAUUGGGCACGAUGUGUACAAUGAUUUACAGUGACCUGUGUAGCUUUCUUUCCCAGUUUGUAAGAUUCUGUGCUUUGAGGCAAUCAGACUAUGCCAAAAACGUUAACAGUAGGGCAAGCAAUAGGAAACCCGCACUUUGUCUUUCUCUGGCUUUGCAUUCUUUCCAUUUAAGAAACUUGAAUUCAACAGGGACAAUCAAAAGACACAAAAGAUGUUUAAACAAGAAGGUUUCUUUUUACAUUUUAUUUAUUUUUUAGGCUAAAACAGCAUCGUGUUCACAUGACUGGAUUCUCCUGUCAAAUAAAAGCGUGCUCACAGAGAUAGGACUGUACAUGCUGCAUCUCGUAUAUUACAAUACUCCUGCCAUUACCUUUCCCUGCCAUAGUGCCUUUCUAAAUCAAAUAUUCCUCUCUGUAUUGCUUUUUUACUUUCAAGGAUUUACCACACACAAACACACACACGCUUUUCUUGCAGUUUGAAUAACUGUUUUGCUUUUUAAAAUAAUUUGACUUGAACCAUUUUUGAUCAAAUAAAUGCAAACAUAAAUUAAAUAUGAAUUGUUGGUGCAAUGGGUCUCUUUUAGCAUAAAGUUAAUUUUUGUAAUUUUUUUUUGAACCAUCAGAAACACCUGUCUAGCCAAUAAAGGUUUUCUUGUUUUCCUUGAAUGUGUGUUUUUGAAUCCUGUCAAACCUGUGUAAGAAAGGAUAGAUAUAUUGUUUUUCUGUCAAUAAAUUUCAGUUUACUUUAAAUUCCUUCUACUCCUUCAAGGUGUGCAUCUUGUAUGUCUUUUAAAGCAUUAAAUUUUAUAUGCAUGCAUGAAUCCAUAA